GGCAGUAGUAGGUCGUAUCCGGCAACCACAAUAUGGACAAGCGAGCUGUUGUCCACGCUUACCGCCAUCUAUACCGGCAAGGUCUCAAAGCGCUUCAUUAUUCGGUACCUGCACGACAUGUCUUGCUCAAGACCUUGCGAUCCGGAUUCCGUUCAUCUUCGCCAAAUGAUUUUGAUUUACAAAGGAUCGCAAACACUAUGCGCUUUCUCCAGCAAGCAACUGAUGUCGCAGGCCUCGAGCACAAGAUUUUGAAGAAUUUGAUGACCAUUAGGUAUUGGGAACAACCGCAAGUGAGGAAAAAUGCUCGAGUCCUGAAAGGUAUAGGGAUCGAAGGAAGCGAAGCCCAUGCCCGAAAAGAUGCCAAUGAAGAAUUUGAGUUGACGCUCAUGCUUCUGAAUGAAAGCCUAGGAACAUGUCUAAGGUGACAGAUGACGUUCAGGAACACUCACGACUUUUUUCCUCAUUCAUCACCCGCGAGUUAUUCAGACCGUGGUGACUACAUUUUUCCGAAAAGCACAACUGGAAUUGUAUGGAGACUGGCAUACAUACGCCCAGGGAUGAGUUUUUCAAUCUGCUUCUGUUCGGAGCCAGCAUUGGAUUCCACUAUACCGAUUCCGGCUGGGUGAUGUUUAAUAGCUCCUCAAGUAGAUCAGAAGGGAAGAUCACACUCGACAAUUAAGCCGUACAACACCAAUUGAAUACGGAGUGCGUACGCUUGAAUGGGAGACCUGGGAACAAAGAUAGAACAACUAUUUUUACCAAGACAGGAACGACCGGAUAUGAUACAAUGCACCUUCCAGCAUAGUUAUGAACAUUUACUGCGCACACACUAUAUUGUAACUAUCGAGCUAUUUUCAUCAGCCAAACAAUAGUAGC
Aspergillus ruber CBS 135680 is the source of this 876-nucleotide messenger RNA. Its product is annotated as DUF1763-domain-containing protein. Bases 33 to 425 code for a protein of 130 amino acids. Lineage: Eukaryota; Fungi; Ascomycota; Eurotiomycetes; Eurotiales; Aspergillaceae. The record is from RefSeq and is a predicted model, not a curated record. The transcript has 2 exons.